Molecule: messenger RNA, 2096 nt
Organism: Lontra canadensis (Northern American river otter)
Lineage: Eukaryota; Metazoa; Chordata; Mammalia; Carnivora; Mustelidae
Gene: EFNB2
Product: ephrin B2
Exons: 5
Coding region: 367-1368 (333 amino acids)
Biological process (GO): ephrin receptor signaling pathway; blood vessel morphogenesis; axon guidance
Cellular component (GO): plasma membrane
Molecular function (GO): ephrin receptor binding
Source: RefSeq, a predicted model, not a curated record
CGCUCGGAGCGCAGCGUCCGCCGCCCGCGCGAGUCGUCUUUCUGCCUUUGUGUCCCGGCCGCGCGCCCUCCCUGCAGCCCGCGCCCGGCACCCUGGAGCCGCACGGGAGCCUGCCGUCAGAGCUGCGUCCGGCGCGGCGCCCCGGAGCCCCGAGCCCGCCGCGCCGCCGCGCCCUGCGCGUGCGCUCCCGCCCCGCGCCCUGAGGGCUCCGAGUGGAGCGCCCCCGACUUCGACGCCGGCUGGAGCCGCUCGGCGCGCCCCGGAGCUGCCUGCGGUCUCCCCCUUGUCUGCCCGGAGGAUUGGGGCUCCGGCCCGCGCCCAGUCCCUCCGUCGUCCGGAGCGUGCGGAGCUGGGAGCGGCUUGGCCAUGGCCGCCAGGAGGGACUCCGUGUGGAAGUACUGCUGGGGAGUUUUGAUGGUUUUAUGCAGAACUGCGAUUUCCAGGUCGAUAGUUUUAGAGCCCAUCUAUUGGAAUUCCUCGAACUCCAAAUUUCUACCUGGACAAGGACUGGUACUAUAUCCACAGAUAGGAGACAAAUUGGAUAUUAUUUGCCCCAAAGUGGACUCUAAAACUGUUGGCCAGUAUGAAUAUUAUAAAGUUUAUAUGGUUGAUAAAGACCAGGCAGACCGAUGCACUAUUAAGAAGGAAAAUACUCCUCUUCUCAACUGUGCGAGACCUGACCAAGAUGUAAAAUUCACGAUCAAGUUUCAAGAGUUCAGCCCUAACCUCUGGGGUCUAGAAUUUCAGAAGAACAGAGAUUAUUACAUCAUAUCUACAUCAAAUGGGUCUUUGGAGGGCCUGGAUAACCAGGAGGGAGGGGUGUGCCAGACAAGAGCCAUGAAGAUCCUCAUGAAAGUUGGACAAGAUGCAAGUUCCGCUGGGUCCACCAGGCAUAAUGAUCCAACACGACGCCCAGAACUAGAAGCCGGUACAAAUGGAAGAAGUUCAACGACAAGUCCCUUUGUCAAACCAAAUCCAGGUUCUAGCACAGACGGCAGCAGCGCCGGACAUUCCGGGAACAAUAUCCUCGGUUCCGAAGUGGCCUUAUUCGCGGGGAUUGCUUCAGGAUGCAUCAUCUUCAUCGUCAUCAUCAUCACGCUGGUGGUCCUCCUGCUCAAGUACCGGCGGAGACACCGGAAACACUCGCCGCAGCACACGGCCACGCUGUCGCUCAGCACGCUGGCCACCCCGAAGCGCGGCGGUGGCAACAACGGCUCGGAGCCCAGUGACAUUAUCAUCCCGCUGCGGACUGCGGACAGUGUGUUCUGCCCCCACUACGAGAAGGUCAGCGGGGACUACGGGCACCCCGUGUACAUAGUCCAGGAGAUGCCCCCCCAGAGCCCUGCGAACAUUUACUACAAGGUCUGAGACUCGGCGGUGCCUUGGCUUUCCCGGAGGAAACGUCCUGGCCCGUGGCCGCCCGGGGAGGGUUUGAUGACCCCCUGCGCGUCGCCUGGACUGGAGCGCAGCGGGGGAGAGGGAACGCCGUUUCUCGGAAGAGCCCUGUUGAGUUGGACAGCUUCUCUAGUGUGAGCGCCCCGGCCGCGGUGGAGACAGAUGCUCGCCGGCCGCGGGGAGCCUGGGGCGCAGAGGGGGCCCCGCUGGGACUGCGGUGCUCGCCUCCCACCCCUCCACCUCCAAGCCAUGCGCUGCCGGCACUCAGGCCUGCGGGGACCCGGGGGAGACCGAGCCUCCCGGGCAGGGCAGGAGUCCCAGGCCGCCGCACCAGGACAUGCAGUCCUCUGCCUCGGGCGCUCCUGCUGCGGAGCGUCCGGACUUGACACACAGACCUCGGGCUGGGGGAGGCUUCCGAGAGGUCCAGCUUCCAGUCCUCACCACGGCACCCCUUCCCCCCAGCGCCCCUGCCCGAUCUCCGGGGCCCUGCCGUGCUUCCCGGGAGAGCCCCUCUCCCUCUGCACUCUGCAUCCCUGCUGGAACACUCACGUCUGGGGGGUCUCCUGCUCAGCGCACCUGCAGCCACGGCUACCACGGAAUGGGUAAUACACUUCUAGAAAUUGUGUUUGCUAAUAAGGCGCCCCAGGCGGGGCUGUGGGCCGCGGCGUUCGCGGAAGGGGCGGGCCGGGGAAAAGGGCUCU